Messenger RNA from Toxorhynchites rutilus septentrionalis, 1128 nucleotides. RefSeq names its product probable cyclin-dependent serine/threonine-protein kinase DDB_G0292550. NCBI's taxonomy places the organism in Eukaryota, Metazoa, Arthropoda, Insecta, Diptera, Culicidae. The record is from RefSeq and is a predicted model, not a curated record. The transcript is spliced from 2 exons. The coding region runs from base 1 to 1128 and encodes 375 amino acids.
AUGUCGACACCACCAUCACUUGAAAGUUUGAACGCAGCAAUCAGUGUCCUAGCACAACAAGUGACACAACUAAAUAUCCAAGUUAACCCAACGCCGGAAGCUAAUUUCGCGCCAUUCGAAAUUAGAAACCCCACGACGGGGCACAUUGCUCAGGUGUCGCACGAGGAUCCGUUGGCUCUUCUAAAAACUAUAAACGACUACGAUGGAAACCCGAAUCUCCUUAACCAUUGGCUGAAUAAAGCGAGGAGGAUCAACCAAAUUUUUUUUCCAACGGAUUCGGAUACUCAACAAAAACAGGGUCAUUAUUACACAUUUCUGCUUGGACUAGAAUCCAAAAUUAUUGGACCUGCACAGGAAGUGCUUGCAAAAAAUAAUUACGAAGCAAAUUUCUCACUAAUGGAGAAGUUACUUAUUGAGGCGUUCGGUGAAAAAAAGAAAAUUGAGCAUUUAUUAUAUGAGAUUAUUACAGCGGAGCAACAUGGAAAAAGUAAUCACGAAUUUUAUGAAUACAUUACGACUCGACUAAACCAACUUAUAUCUUCUACAAUUCUGAAAUACGGCAAUCAAAAUGCAAAUCCAUUAAUUGAACAAUACAAAAUGCAAGCUGUAUCGGCAUAUCUUCGUGGAUUAAAUGGCAUAAAUGGAUUAAUUAUUACUGGGUAUGACCCGAAGACACUUGAAGAAGCAUAUCAUCAUUACCAGCAAGAAAUUAUCAAAGAAGAUCAUCCAACCAACCGAAUAACAAUUUUCAACAACAAAGACAAGAUCAAAGAUUUCAGUAUCAACAACAAGGUACUUUAUACCAACAACGACAACACCAACGAGAUUUCCAACCGUUUCAAAGACAACAACACAGUUUUGAGCUACAAGAAUUUCAACAAUUUCAAAGACAACAACGAAGUUUUGAGCAACGAGAAUUUCAACCAUUUCAAAGACAACGAGGUUUUGAACAACGAGAAUUUCAACCAUUUCAAAGACAACAACGAGGUUUUGAACAACGAGAAUUUCAACCACAUCAACUGCGAGAUUUACAACAAUUACAACAACAACGAGAAGUCCAACCAUUCCAACAACAGCAACAUGAGAACCAACAGUUCCAGCAACAACUUCAGCGUGAUCGAGAGCUAA